GUUGCAUACAUGUAGCAUCGUCUAUAUCAUGCUUUAAUCGUCAAUCUUAUUUUAUUUUAGCUGAUAUACUCAAACUGGAUAUAUGCCAGCAAGUUAUGUUUGCGUUAACAACAAAUUAUAAUGCGCAUAAUAAAAUCAUUUAAAAGCAAAAGUUUAAUUGGAUGGCAGCCUGGCCGUUAUACAAACAAAUUUGAAGCUGUCAAAUAUAAAAGCACUUUGUAUUUUUAGUAAAUAAAUUCCGGUGGGUUUUUCUUGAAGUAAAGGACAAAAACGAAUAGAGGGUGCUCGAAAGUGUUUGAAGUAACCAUGGGCAUUUUAGAGAAAAUCUCUGAAAUAGAAAAAGAGAUAGCACGCACACAAAAAAAUAAAGCAACUGAAUAUCAUUUGGGUUUAUUGAAAGCGAAGUUAGCAAAGUAUCGAUCACAAUUACUAGAACCGUCUAAGAAGGGAGAAAAGGGCGAAGGGUUCGAUGUAUUGAAAAGCGGCGAUGCUCGAGUAGCCUUAAUAGGGUUUCCAUCAGUUGGUAAGUCUACAUUACUUUCAACAUUAACAAAAACAGAGUCGGAAGCGGCUAAUUAUGAGUUCACAACUCUUACUUGUAUACCGGGAGUUAUUGAAUAUAAAGGCGCUAAUAUACAAUUACUUGAUUUACCCGGCAUUAUAGAAGGUGCUGCACAGGGAAAAGGCAGAGGUCGUCAAGUUAUUGCCGUUGCGCGCACUGCAGAUUUGGUAGUAAUGAUGUUGGACGCCACGAAACCAAAUGUACAUAGAGAUUUGUUAGAGCGCGAAUUGGAAUCGGUGGGAAUUAGACUUAACAAACGGAAACCUAAUAUAUAUUUUAAACAGAAGAAAGGUGGUGGCUUGAGCUUUAAUGCUACCUGUUCGUUAACGCGCUGUAAUGAAAAAAUGGUACAGACCAUACUACAUUCGUUUAAAAUAUUCAAUGCAGAGGUGCUUUUCCGAGAAGAUUGCACUGAGGAUGAAUUUAUUGAUGUAGUUACUGCUAAUCGUGUUUAUUUGCCUUGCUUAUACGUGUAUAAUAAAAUAGAUCAAAUAUCUAUUGAGGAAGUAAAUCGAUUGGCUCGCGAGCCUUUUUCGAUAGUUGUCAGUUGUAAUAUGAAAUUAAAUUUAGACUAUUUGCUGGAAGCAUUAUGGGAAGCUUUGCAGUUAAUUCGUGUGUAUACCAAAAAACCAGGAGCACCACCAGAUUUCGAUGAUGGAUUAAUAUUAAGAAAGGGUGUCACUGUGGAACAUGUUUGUCACGCUAUACAUAGAACGUUGGCUGCUCAAUUCAAGUACGCUUUGGUAUGGGGAACUUCUACUAAAUAUUCCCCACAACGUGUUGGUAUUGCACAUGUAAUGGCUGAUGAGGACGUAAUCCAAAUCGUGAAAAAAUGAUAAAAAAAAACAAAAAGCACAAUGUAGGAAUGCUUAAGUUAUGCAGUUCCUUAAAUAUUACAUUCAAUUUUUUGUUUACAUCCACUUAAAUUAGUGUGUUUGAUAUUAAAUAUUUGUAUAUAUCCUCAAUAAAGGUAGGCCUUAUAAAUAUAUAAAAGC
Molecule: messenger RNA, 1557 nt
Organism: Teleopsis dalmanni
Lineage: Eukaryota; Metazoa; Arthropoda; Insecta; Diptera; Diopsidae
Product: developmentally-regulated GTP-binding protein 2
Exons: 4
Coding region: 307-1398 (363 amino acids)
Biological process (GO): cytoplasmic translation
Cellular component (GO): cytoplasm
Molecular function (GO): GTPase activity; GTP binding
Source: RefSeq, a predicted model, not a curated record